Racocetra persica is the source of this 661-nucleotide messenger RNA. Lineage: Eukaryota; Fungi; Glomeromycota; Glomeromycetes; Diversisporales; Gigasporaceae. The record is from the annotation of a GenBank genome assembly.
CUUUGAAGAAGUGUUAUCUCAAGAACCCUUUAAAGGAGAACAAACUUUUGAAAGGAUGCUAUCUCAGAAAACUUUUGAAGAAACGACACCUCAAGAUAUGUAUAGGGAAAUACAGCAUGAACCUGAAAUUUUUAUCUCAGAUUUGGAAAUCUUGAAUGACGGGGCAUCAUUUCAAGUAACCUCUAAAAGAAAAGGCAUUUUUAAAGGAUUUUCAUCUCAGGAAACUUUUAUAGAGAGAAUGCCGCAAGAUAUAUAUAUGGAUUUGGAAAAUUUGAACAAUGAAACUUCUACAGAAUUGAUACCACAAGAUUUGUAUAUGGACGUACAUGAGUCUAAAAUUUUCAUCCCGGAUCUUGAAAAUUUGAAUGAUAAGAAAUAUUCACCAAAAGUAACACCAAAAAAGUGGACUCUAGAUAAUUCCUAUUCACAAGAUAAAGAAAUUUCUAAAUUCACCAAAUACAAUAAUGGUGAUAGUGCUAGAACUUUCCGGGAAUCAAAUACUGAUUUGUCAGAAAAUUUAUCUCUUAGCAAUGUCAAAAUAUACAAUAAAAUACCUGAUGACCAAAAAAUAAAUUUGAAAAAUAGUGUUACUACAUUUGUUCGUGCAGUGCUGAAACGAGUAAUUCCAGAGGAUUUUUGGGGUUGUAAUGAUAAUCAACAA